AUGGGUAGUGCUACUAAGCCCGACGUCUCCGAAAUGGAGGGCGUCGCUCCUCCCCCCACCACCAACCUUGGCUGGAAGGGCCGGGCUCGCGCCCACUUCAGGCGCUGGUGGUGGGUGCAUGUCAUCGUCUUUAUCGCCGUCGUCUUGAUCAUCGCUCUGCCGGUCGUCUAUGUCGGCUAUCCCAACAUCGCCCAGGGCGACAUCGAUGAUUCCACCCUCACCGUCAAGUCCAUGGUCAUCUCCGAUCCCACCCCCGACUCCUUCCAGCUGGAUCAAACCCAGGUCAUCGGCACCCAUAGUAAAUUCCACCCCAAAAUCUUCGCCUUCAAUGCCGCCGUCAGCUUGCUCGGCGCCGCCAGCUCCUUCGCCACCGUCCUGGUGCCCCAGAUCAAGUCGCAUGAUGGCGUCGAGGUGCAUGUCCAGCAGCGCGUCAACCUGAGUGAUGCCGGUGCCUUUGGAGAUUUCUCCAAGGCCGUCAUGCUCAACGAGGAGGUCCCCCUGAAUGUCUAUGGAAAGCCCCAGCUGAAGCAAGGUGCUCUGCCCACCAUCACCGUGACCUACAACAAGACCGCCACCAUGAAAGGUCUCAACAAACUCAGCGGCUUCAAGUUGCUCAACAUGAGUCUCACCAAGGCGCAGUCCGACGGCACCAACUCCGAGGGCAGAGUCCUGAUUCCGAACCCCUCGGUCAUUACGAUUUCCAUGGGUAACGUCACGCUGGAUCUUGCGGUGGACGGAACCUCGAUUGGACAAUCCUUCCUCAACGACCUUGUGUUGAAGCCGGGCGACAAUGAGCUCCCGAUGAAGGCCAAGGUGGAUCAGGAGGCCCUCGCCCCGAUGCUCGUCAAGUACAAGGACCAGAACUAUAUGGUUCCCGUGCAGAUCACCGGCAACUCUUCCGUGUAUAAUGGCCAGCAUCUCCCCUACUUUGAGACCGCCUUGGCCGCUAACCAGCUCCACGUGGACCUGAACGUCCUGCAGAUCAUCGGAAGCUCGGGCUAA
This is a messenger RNA of Aspergillus terreus NIH2624, 1002 nucleotides long. Its product is annotated as DUF3712 domain-containing protein. The transcript has 4 exons. Gene Ontology annotation, cellular component: fungal-type vacuole membrane. Lineage: Eukaryota; Fungi; Ascomycota; Eurotiomycetes; Eurotiales; Aspergillaceae. The record is from RefSeq and is a predicted model, not a curated record. The coding region runs from base 1 to 1002 and encodes 333 amino acids.